Messenger RNA from Xiphophorus couchianus (Monterrey platyfish), 5430 nucleotides. RefSeq names its product collagen, type IX, alpha 1c (gene col9a1c). The transcript has 38 exons. The record is from RefSeq and is a predicted model, not a curated record. NCBI's taxonomy places the organism in Eukaryota, Metazoa, Chordata, Actinopteri, Cyprinodontiformes, Poeciliidae. Bases 169 to 3021 code for a protein of 950 amino acids.
CCUGCACCACUUCUGUCAGCCAGUCCUCAUCAUGCGCAGGUAGGACCGGCUUCAGGGAGGGGGAUUUUAUUUUUUUUGACAUCCGCAGCUCCUUCAGUUCCUCGCACCUUACAUCCCAGAGAGCGUCCGUGCCAAGACCGACCAUCCCUGUUUCAGAAAAUUGGAAGCAUGGCCUUCCACUGCUCUGCUUCGAAGAGAAAGCAACAAUGCCAUCCAUCAGUGUCGACACACUCCCUCCUGUGUGUGGCUCUUCUUUCCCACCUUGCUGCACCAGCUCUUGGACAAUUAGACCUGAGCCGACUGGACGGCGACACCGUCUGCCCACCGAUAAGAAACGGACAAGAUGACCUUCCAGGUUUCGAUCUGAUCACCCAGUUCCAGCUGGACGUGAUUCCCCUGAAAGGUGUGAGGAAGGUGGACGGCUCCACGCCCCUCCAGGUGGCCUACCGUCUCGACCGGGAGGCCAACUUUCAAAUUCCGACCCUGCUUAACUUUCCUCGGGGUUUCCCGGAUGAGUACUCCUUCAUGACCACCUUUCGCAUGAUCAAGAACACGGUCAGCAAGGUGUGGAACGUCUGGCAAAUAGUGGACGAAGACGGCCACAAGCAGGCUGGCCUCAGGCUAAACGGUGACCAGCAGGCCCUGGAGUACUUCCUGAUGGGCGCGGAUGGGAACCUGCAGACCGUCACCUUCCCCGGCUUGUCCGUCCUCUUCAACACCAAGUGGCACAAGGUGAUGAUCGGCGUUGAGCGCGACCAGGUCACGCUGUACGUGGACUGCCAACCUGUGGAUCAGAAACCCAUCAAGGGCAAAGGACCCAUCAACACAGAAGGAGACACGCUUAUUGGCAGGCUGGAUGCUGACCCUGAUGCCUCUGUUGUGUUUGAGCUCCAGUGGAUGUUAAUCCACUGCGAUCCAAAGAGAGCCCAGAGAGAGAGCUGCAAUGAGCUUCCUGCCGCCGAGAUGUUUGCCAAUGCUGAGCCUGACAAAUCUCUUCAAGGUCCACCAGGUCCCUCAGGCCCCGAGGGGCCCCGAGGGGCCCCAGGAGAAAGUGGCAGGGAUGGAAGAGAUGGUUUUCCAGGGACUCCAGGGAUUCCAGGUGCUGCUGGCAGCAAAGGGGAGAAGGGGGAGAUCGGUCUUCCAGGACAGAGAGGCCUCCCCGGUCUUCCAGGAUCUCCUGGCCCUAUUGGUCCACUGGGUCCCAGAGGAGCUGUAGGAGAAAGAGGUCUGCCUGGCUUUCCCGGACCCCCUGGUCCUCCUGGCCCAGCAAGCGAAGGACCCGCCGGUCAACCAGGGAAGCCAGGAACCCCAGGAGAUGAAGGAAACAUCGGACCUGAGGGCCCACCUGGACCCAGAGGGGGCAUUGGCACUCCAGGGCUUCCUGGGCCCCCUGGUCCACCGGGGCCUGUGGGACCGCCCGGUGCCAACAGUGAGGGGAGUGGGGAAGCUUGUCCUGCCGCCUGUCCUGCUGGACCUCAGGGACUGCAUGGAGUGCCAGGGAUGAAGGGACACAAAGGACUCCCAGGUGAGCCUGGAAAAGACGGAGAGCCCGGAGAGAAGGGUCAAACUGGAGAAACAGGUCCUCAGGGUCCGCCAGGUCGCAUGGGAGAUGAUGGGCAAAGAGGACCAUUUGGAGCCCCAGGUACCCCUGGAGAGAAAGGAGACAGAGGUGCUCCUGGCUACAACGGUGUCCCCGGACCCACCGGCCCACCCGGAGCUCCUGGUGUGGAAGGGGUCCGAGGGCGGCAGGGGGUGCCAGGGCCGAAGGGCGGCAAUGGAGCUGUGGGACCUCAAGGACAGGCUGGUGUCAAAGGAGAAAAGGGAGAAGUUGGCGAGCCUGGUGGAGACGGGAUGGAUGGACUUCCUGGAGAUAACGGCACCAAGGGAGAGCCUGGCGCACCAGGAGACGUUGGUCUUAGAGGGAUUGUUGGUAUACCAGGGUUGCCAGGGAAACAGGGAGUAGCUGGACCCCCUGGAGAAAAGGGCGAGACCGGUUCUGAGGGACCCAUGGGGCCAGUUGGGCUUCCAGGAAAAACUGGGGGGCCUGGAAAAGACGGAGCGGAUGGGAAACCAGGAGACAAAGGAUCCGCUGGCGAAACAGGAAAACAAGGGCCAGUGGGGGUUGCAGGUCCACCAGGAAUUCAGGGUGUCAAAGGAGAUAAAGGUGCCACUGGAGCCAAAGGGUUCAAAGGUCAUACGGGGUACAAAGGUGACCAGGGACCAACUGGGCCAGUAGGGCCAAAAGGAAGUCAGGGUGACCCAGGUACAGCAGGAGACCCUGGUGUAAAGGGAGAUCAGGGCCCUCCGGGUGUUACUGGCAUCAAAGGAGAGCGUGGGGAAAAAGGUCAAAGAGGCGCCACAGGAGCCGAGGGGAGACCCGGUCAGCCGGGACAUGAGGGUGUUACGGGUCCUAUGGGAGCACGAGGACUGGAGGGAGAUCCGGGCAUUCCAGGACCGCCAGGUCCCAGAGGGUUACCUGGCCCGAAAGUGAGUGAUGAAAAGCUUCGAGAAAUGUGCUCAGCAGUCGUUGAAGAACAAUUAGAGGAGUUUAUGAAAGAGCUCUUGAGGAGGCCAGCAGCCCUCAGUGCUCCUGGUGCACCCGGACCAGCUGGACCUGCAGGACCGCCGGGACCAGCUGGGGCUGCGGGGGCAGCGGGUGUUCCAGGUCCGAUGGGUCCAAAAGGUCACCCAGGCUUCUUUGGCCUUCCAGGUGCACCUGGAACGAAAGGUGAAGCUGGGCAAAAGGGAGACAAAGGAGACAAGGGAGAGGAUGGAGUGGGAACCAAAGGAAGUCCAGGAGUACCAGGUGUACCAGGUGCACCGGGUCUUCCUGGCGUUGGCAAAGAUGGCAAAAACGGCGAGCGCGGUGAAGCAGGAAGUCCAGGCGUCCCAGGACCCGCCGGUCCGAGGGGACCCUCAGGACCACCCGGUCUGUGCGACCCAUCUACUUGUUUAAGCAGACUUCCACCUCUCUACAUGGUCAGUGGGAAGAAAUCGUCCUCCUCGCACAAAACCCAUUGAGACGCCCAAAGCUCAGUGGUCCGGACCUCAUCCAGACAGCGGCCAUGUGUCGGGACUCCUCACAAACCCAGGCUGUGCGCUUUGUUUCUUGGGAGUCUCGGCCAUGACUCAAAGAGACACGGAGAAAAACAGAGGUGGGAGUGGGAGGGGGAUAACUGCACAAAAACUGUAAAGACAACCUAGCUUUAAUGUUUUCAGCGGGUGAUAAAUCCUUCUACAGUUGCUGAGCAGCUUCUGGGUCUGACUGCCGGCCUGAAGGCCUGUGGCACAAACACCAGCAAUAACUAUCGACCUCUGACAUUCAGCCAUUCAGUAAAGACUUGUCGAGACAUUUAAAAAUCUAUUAUUUCCACUCCUUCAUGUGCGUUGGCCCGUUCAGAAGCUCUGGAAGAUAUUCCUCAACUCUGUGCUCCCAUUGAUUUGUUUGGCCAGCUGUGUCGUCUUUUUGAAACGUCGGAAUAAAAGUGUUACGUUCUGAGUGUUUGCACAGUAACAAAUUCAAACAGCCAACCUGUGUGCUUUGCAGGAUGGUGCUCUCUUAGACAGAGCCGGUUAUGAUCCGUUUAGGAUGAACGUGCCCCCACAAUCCCAACAUUAAAAUGGUUUUGUGUUAAAAAAACAACAAAAAAAACAAGGUCCCUGGAUUGUUAUAGAUAUGCUGUCAGUUCAGGAUGGGAUUAGAUAGUUGCCUGGUUACAAAGCAGAGCUGACAUCAUCUUCUCUUCCCUCUUGUUUGCGCAUGAAGAAUACAUUUACUGAUCAAAUAUGACCUUUAAGGAGUCUGCUGGAGGGAAGCGAGCUUGGCAGCCGUUCCAAGGACAUCCAUUCAAAUUUUAACAGUUCGCAGCGUGACUCAGCAACAAUGAAUUCAACAUGGAAGCUCAGAUUGGGAGGAGUGAUAGGGCUCAGCAUUAAAAAGAAAAAAUAACAAACAGGUGCUCGAUUUCCAUCUCUGACAUGAUGAACAAUUAAUGAACUUUUGAAAAGAGAUAUAAGAGAUAUAGAUGUAAUCUAUCGCUAUUAUAUCUCAAAAGUACAUGGAGCUUUUGACCAUGUACAAGAAAAAAAAAGAACCACUCAAAAACCACAGCAGAAGCUCAUGUUACAAAAUGAAUUAUGUUCCAGUCUUUAUUAUACACUACAGUACAGUUUACAGCUGUCUUCUGAUAAUUACAUUAUGCUACUAUUUCAAAAUAUCUUAGCACCAGUUUAUAAGGAGAAUGGGAAAAUGUAAUGCAGUAGAACACAAAAAUAUAUUUGUCCAAAUUAGGAAUAAUUUAACAGUAUAACUUAAAGUUUUGCUUUUGAGAAAUGCCGAUGUUAGCAUCUAGAAAGUGGUAAUACUUUUUGGUUUUCUACUGUUUACAGCUGCUUCUCUGUAAACAGUAGACAGAGAAGCAGCUGUUGAUAUCUAAUUGAAAUAGCAAGUCACUGCAAACUCAUCUACUGUAUGUCUGACUUCUAUAUUUAAAACAUCUUUAUUACCUUUCAUAGAAGAAAGACUUUAUCCACAUCAGCUAGCUAGCAUUUACAGCUGCUAUCCAUGAGCUACUCUGAAGGCAACAUCAAUCUCAUUUAUUAGUUUAAAAAAAAAACAUCAAAUGAAACUAACCAUUAAAAUGUAAAGACAAAGAUAAAUCUUGGUAUCAUAGUUUGCUUAGGUUAACAAACUAUGAUAGUUUGCUAAGGAAGCUAAACCUGCUACCUUAGCCUGGUGCAGUAGUAGGUUUAAAGCAAGCUAAUACUGUGAGCUAGCUGAACUCCAAACCUUGUUAAGAAAAGCUUAUAAAAAUGAAAGAAUAAAUGUUUGAUGAAGCCUUUGAGAGUAAAAUGUUUUUGGAUCAAACUUUGGUAUUUGGCUAGCCACCUAGCUUUCAUUGCAGAAGAAACCAUAUGGAGAAAAUACAGAAACAUGAGAAUCACUUUUUAAAACUGGCAAGAUAACGGUAGUUUCGUUAGGAUACAAAUUAAAAGGAAAACUGUACAAAGUAAGUUGGUGAAGUAAGACUGACAUUUCUUGCCUCAUUUAUUCCUAUUUUGGAACAAUUCAGUAUUUAAAAGAUGACUAACAUUUAAACUCAGUUUAUUCAGUCAAGGUUAACAAUUAACUUUGACUGAAUAAACAGAGACAAACAGUUUAUUCAGUCCUGGCUGUUUUUGUGUUAGGGGUUAGGGUUAGGGUUAGGCUGUAGAAAAUGAAUAGAAGUCAAUGUAAAGGCCCCACAAGACACAGAAACUUGACUGUGUGUGCGUGUGUUUGUAUAUGUGUGUGUUUCCUUUCUGACAUGUCAUUUGAGUCUGGCAGCAUUUCAUAGGCUGGGCAUUCAGUUAGCCCAACUGCAUGCACAACAUCCAGUCAGGCAAAAAUCACACUUUUCUGUGUGACAUACAGUUCAGCCACUUCCUCUC